ACCAGGGAGAGAAGGGCAGCAUAACUUGUCCACUUUAAACGAGGACAACAAGAAGAAAAGGGCACUUUGUUUAAGAAAAAUGGACAACUAGAAACAGAGAUGUGCAUGUAGAUGUGUGACAAGUUCAGGUCCUCAGAAAAUGGAAUUUCGAGGAGAAGGAAACAUAUAAGGGUGUUGGAUUACUUUGAGCUGCGUAAUAGGAUUAAAGUGGUGAAGGACAAUCAUAACGCACGAUAGAAGGAUCAGAAGGAUCUGUGGAUGGAGGGGUCUGGCAGUCCUCGUUUCAGAAAGCUCCAUUUCCCUGUGGGUCUGUGGAUCAACUCGCCCAGGAAACACUUUGCCAAGCUUGGUGGUCGCUGGCCGAGUGCUCUUUCUGUCAAGUCGACCACCAGCUCUGACGCAGCUUCUCUCCACGAGGCCCCCUCUGCUCCUUCCUCUUCCCUUUCUAACUCCACCCACUCGCUGGCUUCCCCUACCCCAUCCCCGUCUCCCUCCCCGGCCUUCCUCAGGCCCCGGCCUGCUGCUCCCCAGUCCCGCACAAAGCGCCUUUCCCAUCUCUUUCUGCGGGGGCGCUCCAACAGUGAUCGAGACAGGGCAGUGGGUGAGAGGGAGAGAGAAGUUUGGGCACAUUCAGCUGCUCCCUCCUCCCACCAUUACUUGCCCCCUGCCUCCUCUUCAGCCCCAGGCCUGAUCAAGAUCUAUGGGGAUGCCUUGUCUAGUGGAGCCAACUAUCGCUCUCUGCUGGCCAACAUCCACUCCACAGCCAGGCAGCUCAUCGUCCAGGUCAUCACUCGCUACACAGAGAGAGAGAGGGAGGAAACGGAUGACGCAGUUGUCCAAAAACACAGCCCUGAGGACUUCCUAUUGUGUGAUGUCAUUGGAAAGCCCAUCCAGCAGCCAGAUGGAGCUUUCAAAUGGGAGACAGAGUGCCGGAGAAGUGUUGCCCCAUGGGAAUGUCCCUUGCUGUUAGUGGACAUGUGGCGGCCUAAGGAUGGAUUUGAGCGGCGCUUUGAAAUCCAAAGGAGAGACGACUAUGAGAGAGAAGAAAGAGAGAGAGAGAGGGAGGGAGAGAAUUACCAAGGUGUGCGCUGGCGGCGGAGCAGGAUGUCGUCAGGGAGCGGACCAGAGGAGAGCGAGCGCGGUCACCGCGGAAGGAACACAGAGCUCAGGAGGAGCAUCAGUGACAUGAACCUGAGUCUGCGGCGUCGCCAGGGCAACCAUGUCAGCAAUGAGGCACGUGGCUCUGGCAGCCAGGCCAAUAACAAUGGUGGAGUACAGGACAGGAAGAACAUUGUGAGCAUGAUCAGCCCACAGCCAGGAGAGAACAGAGCGUCAAAGGUUCAAGCAAAGGUCGGCUGGACGAACCAGCCAGGAGAGGAUGAGAGAGAUUACUCCACCUGCGACCUGGAAGUGAUGUCACAAAGUCUGAUUCUCCCGCCAACAGACCGGCCAUACUUCCUGUUGCUGCAGGGUUAUGACCAGACCAAGGACUUUGUUUUGUACAUCAUGGCGGGACAUACACAUGUGUUUGGACGAAAGUCCACAAUGAGAGAGAGGGAGAAGGACAGAGAGAGGGAGAGGAAAGGGAAGAGGCCGCUGAAGGUGGACACGUUCCUCUCUGCUCCUGAUCUUUUGGCUCGACAUUUACUGGUGAGGAGAGAUGCAGCUGUUCCUGAGACGCCCACUGGACAAGCUCUAAUGCGGCCCUUCAGGGGAGGUGCAGUGACACACAAUGGCGUGGCCCUUUAUCGAGAGACUGUCUUAAAGCCUGGGGAUGUGAUUGGUCUUGGGAACCAUUUCCUUUUCCUGUACCGUGACCCCCGCGUCACCCCAGCUCCACCACUGGCUCUGACUCUGCCAUGGCAGGCUGAUGCCUCCACCACCUGCUGCCCCUCAGGACUGGUGGACAGACAGGAAGCUCUGAGGCAAUACCUUGGAUCAACUGAGGCAGUUUUAAAAUUCCAUCCCCGCCAUGCGGACGCCUUGUUACAGGAGAUCAUCUCCAAAAACUCAUCUCCAGACUCUGGUGGUGGGCCUUUGGCUCCUGCGUAUCUCCUGUCAAUCAUGAUAGAUCACGCCUCCAAACACCUGGACCCUGCUCUCACACCACAGAUAUUACUCAAGUCGGCGAAUCUAAUUAAAGAAAUUGUCUGGGAUAACAUUAAGGAAUUUGGGGAUAAGCAUCCCACGCAAAAUUCGACAGAGCAAGAGGCUGAGGUAAGCACACCCAAUGUUCAGAAACUGUCGUCCGACCUUCGGCCCCUGAUGUUCUGGAUGUCAAAUGCGACAGAGCUUCUUAACUUCUUCCAGGUCAGAGUCGAAACCAUGGAGAAAGAGUGGGAGUUUGAAGCCCCCGGGGACCCAGUUUUGACAGCUGACAUGGACACCUGCUCAGAGGCUCUGGCACAGCUGGAUGAUGUCAUUAUGCACACCUUCCAGCAGUGUGUGUAUCACCUCACCAAGACCCUGUACUCACUACUUCCAGCUCUCCUGGACACCAAUCCAUUCUCCACUGAGGAGAAAGAGAAGGAGAAAGAUGGAGCUGGGGGUACAGACGGAGAAGAAAAAAGAGGAGAGGAAGGAGAGGUGGACGAUGUGUCUGCCCUACCGCCGACAGUUGCUGGGCUGGUGGAUGUGUAUCGCUGCUCCCUCAUGCUUUCACGGGAAGCGUGUCUAUCCCAGCCUCUCACCUCCCAAACCUUUGGCUACCUCUUCUUUUUCACCAACACCUCCCUGCUCAAUACUUUGUUGGAGAGAGAUGGAUUGUUCUCCUGGUCCAGAGCUGUCCAGAUUAGAACAAACUUGGACCUGGUUCUGGAUUGGCUACAAGGGGCGGGAUUAGGAGACAUUGCCUCUGAGUUUAUGAAGAAACUGUCCAUCACAGUCAACUUCCUGUGCAUUCCCAAGACUCGACUGAUCCAGUCAUCCUGGACAAGUCUACAAGAUGACCAUGCCUUGUUAAGCCCCUCCCAGCUGCACCAUCUGCUCACCCAUUACAAGCUGGGACCAACCAGAGCUCCACCUGGAUCCUGGGACCCCCCAUCAGGCACAGAGCUAAGCGGAGACAUCUUUGAGAGCUUCCUGGACCAUCCUCCUCUAAUCCUGCCAAAUGAGACUCCACGCCUUGACCUCUCUCAGCCAAUCCCAAGCCCCGAGCUCCAAAAGGAAGUGACCCGUCUCCGCACCUUCUUGUGGGGACUCGACCAGGAUGAGCUCCCUGCCAAUCAGAGGACUCGGCUUUGAGGCAGCCUGUAUUUGUCUCGUUAUGGGUGUCUCAUAGAAGUCAAAAUAAUAUCACCAGAUAAGACAAACUGCAUAAAAUCCAAACUGGACAUGUGUUCUUCAUUGUGUUGUCUCGGUUUUCCUUUGCUUUUUGGGUGACAUUUCAAUAUCAGUACAUAUAUUCACCUGGGUAUUUUCAAUUAAAACAAAUGUAUUGGCUUUGGUCUUUAUAGAAUUAAUUUUAAAAGCAGGGAAUAAAACUCUAUAUCUGUUGGGCAA
Messenger RNA from Solea solea (common sole), 3501 nucleotides. It is a transcript of the gene rasip1, whose product is annotated as Ras interacting protein 1. Gene Ontology annotation, molecular function: GTPase binding. NCBI's taxonomy places the organism in Eukaryota, Metazoa, Chordata, Actinopteri, Pleuronectiformes, Soleidae. The transcript is spliced from 16 exons. The record is from RefSeq and is a predicted model, not a curated record. Gene Ontology annotation, biological process: signal transduction; angiogenesis; negative regulation of Rho protein signal transduction. The coding region runs from base 259 to 3243 and encodes 994 amino acids. Gene Ontology annotation, cellular component: cell-cell junction.